CGGCGGCUCACGCGCGGCGCGCGGGCCAGGAUGAGGGGCUGUGGCCGUGCGGCCUGCGCGCAGCCGGCCGCACCUUCCCAUCUGAUGCUGGAGUUGUCCUGAUGAUCUGCUGACGUCUGUCCCCUUGGCUCUGAGGAAACAGAUGGCAAUGUCACAGGCGCAGGAUUACGAAUGCAGGAGUCAUAAUGCCGACGUGCAGGAGUCGAGGAUUUCGGGAUCAAGCACUAGGCUGGAGUGGGUGGAGAUCAUUGAGCCGCGCACCCGGGAGCGCAUGUACGCCAACCUGGUCACGGGGGAAUGCGUGUGGGACCCUCCGGCCGGAGUCCGCAUCAAGCGCACCAGCGAGAACCAGUGGUGGGAGCUCUUCGACCCCAACACGUCGCGCUUCUACUACUACAACGCCAGCACGCAGCGCACCGUGUGGCACCGGCCGCAGGGCUGCGACAUCAUCCCACUGGCCAAGCUGCAGACCCUGAAGCAGAACACCGAGUCCCCGCGCGCCUCUGCCGAGAACAGCCCAGGGCGCGGCAGCAGCGUUAGCCGUGAGGGCAGCACCAGCUCAUCCCUGGAGCCCGAGCCAGACGGAGAGAAGGCACAGGAGCUGCCUGGGAGGGUGGGGCGGCCAGCGGCCUUCGUGAGGGAGGAGAGCGGCAGUUCUUCACCACCAGGAGUUUUCCUUGAGAAGGACUAUGAAAUUUACCGGGAUUACAGUGCAGACGGCCAGCUUCUUCACUACAGGACCUCCUCGCUCCGGUGGAACUCAGGCACGAAGGAGCGUGUGCUCAUCAAGGUGGCUGACCGUGAGCCCAGCUUCCUUGCCCCCCAGGGCAAUGGCUGCCCCCCAGACAGUCAACCCGGGGGCCGCUCCCGCAGACCCUCUGGCAGCCAGCACUCGCCCAGCUUACAGACCUUCUCUCCAGAGGCUGACGGCACCGUCUUCUUCCCAGAGAGGAGGCCAUCCCCCUUCCUAAAGAGGGCUGAGCUCCCCGGCAGCUGUUCCCCGCUGCUGGCCCAGCCCCGAAAACCCUCCAGUGACUCACAGCCCUCCUCCCCACGCUACGGCUAUGAGCCACCCCUCUACGAAGAGCCCCCAGUGGAAUACCAGGCUCCCAUCUAUGAUGAGCCCCCAAUGGAUGUGCAGUAUGAGGCCAGUGGGAGCUUCCAGGCCAGUUCACCCCAGAGGUCGCCGGGACGCAAGCCCCGUGCCUUCCUGCCAUCGUCCAAGCAGACGCCCCCCUCACCCUGCCAGCAGCUAGUGCUCACCAAACAGAAGUGCCCAGAGCGCUUCAUGAGCCUGGAAUACAGCCCCGCAGGCAAGGAGUAUGUGCGGCAGCUGGUGUACGUGGAGCAGGCGGGCUCCAGCCCCAAGCUGCGUGCUGGCCCCCGGCACAAGUACACACCCAACCCUGGGGGUGGCUCCUACUCCCUGCAGCCCAGCCCCUGCCUGCUGAGGGACCAGCGACUGGGUGUCAAGUCCGGAGACUACAGCACCAUGGAGGGGCCCGAGCUGCGGCCUGGCCCAGUGCACACACCACUGCUGCAGGCCCAGGAGGACACCAUGUCCUGGUCCAGCCAGCAGGACACCAUGUCGUCCACUGGCUACUCCCCGGGCACGCGCAAGAGGAAGAGCAGAAAGCCCUCUCUGUGCCAGGCCCCUAACACCCCUACCACCGACGGCCCAGGGGACCUGCUCUGCGACCAGCCCCUGGCAGAGGAACGGCCCCCCUGCGGGCCCAGCCUUGCCCCAAUGAAGCGCACAGAGGAUGAGGUGGAUGGGGUGCGGGGCACUGCUGAACCCUUCCUGGCACAGGCUCGGCUGGCCUGGGAGGCACAGCAGGUCCACUUCCACAUGAAGCAGAGGAGCAGCUGGGAUUCCCAGCAGGACGGCUCGGGCUAUGAGAGCGACGGCGCCUUGCCACUGCCCAUGCCCGGGCCCGUGGUGCGCGCCUUCAGCGAGGAUGAGGCCCUGGCCCAGCAGGAGGGCAGGCACUGGAAGAGGAGCACCUUCGAGAAGCUCGGCUUCCCCCAGAUCCUGCUCGAGAAGAGCAUCUCCGUGCAGACCAAUCUGGCCUCGCCGGAGCCUUACCUCCACCCCUCACAGUCUGAGGACCUCGGUGCCUGUGCCCAGUUUGAGAGCAGCCGGCAGAGCCGCAGUGUGAUGCCCAGCUCCAGCUGCGUCUUCCCUACCUUCACACUGCGCAAGCCCUCCUCAGAGACAGACAUUGAGAACUGGGCCUCCAAGCACUUCAACAAGCACACCCAGGGCCUCUUCCGGCGGAAAGUGUCCAUCGCCAACAUGCUGGCCUGGAGCAGUGAGUCCAUCAAGAAGCCCAUGAUCGUGACCAGCGACCGGCACGUGAAAAAGGAGGCCUGUGAGCUCUUCAAGCUGAUCCAGAUGUACAUGGGCGACCGGCGGGCCAAGGCGGACCCACUGCAUGUGGCCCUGGAGGUUGUCACCAAGGGCUGGAGCGUGCAGGGCCUCCGGGAUGAGCUCUACAUCCAGCUGUGCCGGCAGACCACUGAGAACUUCCGCCUCGAGAGCCUGGCCCGUGGGUGGGAGCUCAUGGCCAUUUGCCUGGCCUUCUUCCCACCCACACCCAAGUUCCACUCCUACCUGGAGGGCUACAUCUACCGGCACAUGGAUCCCGUCAACGACACCAAAGUGACACAGCACAUAAAAGCGCUCCUGGAAAGAAACACUAAGAAGAAGUCCAAACUGAGAAAGAAACCCAAGCCUUAUGUUGAAGAGCCGGAUGGGGUGGCGAUAAGCACAUAUGCCAAGUACUGUUACCACAAGCUGCAGAAGGCAGCCCUGACGGGGGCCAAGAAGGGGCUAAAGAAGCCCAACGUGGAAGAGAUCCGGCACGCCAAGAAUGCUGUGUUCAGCCCGUCCAUGUUCGGCAGUGCGCUGCAGGAGGUCAUGAGCAUGCAGAAGGAGCGCUACCCUGACCGGCAGCUGCCCUGGGUACAGACUCGGCUCUCUGAGGAGGUGCUGGCGCUCAACGGUGACCAGACAGAGGGCAUCUUCAGGCUGAGCUGCUCCAGUCAGACCUGCCCUGUGCUCCACAGGGUCCCUGGGGACAUUGAUGAGGUGAAUGCCCUGAAGCUGCAGGUGGACCAGUGGAAGGUGCCUGUGGGCCUGGAGGACCCCCACGUCCCUGCGUCACUGCUGAAGCUCUGGUACCGAGAACUGGAGGAGCCCCUGAUCCCACAUGAGUUCUAUGAGCAGUGCAUUGUGCACUGUGACAGCCCGGAGGCUGCCGUGGCCGUUGUGCACGCGCUGCCCCGCAUCAACCGCAUGGUGCUGUGCUACCUCAUACGCUUUCUCCAGGUGUUCGUGCAGCCUGCCAAUGUUGCCAUCACCAAGAUGGACAUCAGCAACCUGGCCAUGGUGAUGGCACCCAACUGCCUGCGCUGCCAAUCUGAUGACCCCCGUGUCAUCUUCGAGAACACCCGCAAGGAGAUGUCCUUCCUGCGAGUGCUCAUCCAGCACCUGGACACCAGCUUCAUGGAGGGUGUGCUGUAGCAAGUGGGCAACCGAGGACCAGUGGGCUGGGGCAGAGUGGUGCUCAGUGCACCUGGGCAGGUGGGGAGCACGAGGGUGGGGGGUAAUGUCCCAGCUGGGAGGUAGCAUGCCAGUCUUCGCCCUAUGCCCACCUGGACCACCGCCCCUGACCCCAACAGAAUCCCGUACUUGCCUCUCUAAGCAAAGGGGCCAGAAUCCCUGGCCCCAGCCUUGGAACCCCCCUACUCUCCCCAACCCAGGCCCUUGGCCCCAGGCACUCCCCACAUCUCCUUCCUGGUCUGAGGGUGCAGCCAGGGCAGAGGAGCUGUGGGAAGGGUGCCCCCAGCCCCCACCUCAUGGCCAGUUCCCACAGGCACCGCCUCCCCCACUGCUGGCCAUAGGUCAGCCCCGAGAAAAGUGCCUUCUGUUUCUUGGAGCCGAGCGACACUGCCCCUCCCAGCCCAGCCUCAGAGCACACACCACCCUCCCUUGGGGCUGGCUGCCUCCCUGGGCCACCUGCGCUCAGCCUGGCACUGGCCUGGGCCCUGCCUAGCUGCCCACUCUCUCCUUCCCUCCCUUGUUCCCUUGGUCUCCUGGCCUGCAGCUUUCCCUUGCCCUUGCCCUCUCCUGGGGGAGCUUCCUGACCUGUCCCCUUCCUCCUCCCCCCCUGCUGGUGACUGCACAGGAGUUUGGGGGUUCCGGGGCACUGGACUGUCCCCCAUCAGAACAGGGCCCAGCUGGACCAGAGCCCAACAGGCUCUCUGUGGGUGGGAAGAGGCCCCCAAACCAAAGUCCUCUGGGGUAGGGGGCCUGGCUGGGCAGGCAUUCUUGCGGCAGGGUGGGGGAGGGGUGAGAGUAUUUUUUCUUCCUGAAACUGUAAAUCCAGAAUCUAUCCUGCACCCCAGACCACCUGUGUAUAGAGAUAUAAAUAGAGCAAAAGAUAUAAGAACUAAAUUUGCUAAUGACAUAGUUUUAACCCAAAUGCUAUUUAUCUCUGAGCCAUCCUCUGUGCAGAGCAAGUUGGUAUCAUUCCUUGUUUUUUUUCUCCAACCUUUCUUGGCUUCUGACCAAAAACCAAGCCCUACUCCAUCCGAUCCCGGACCUGCAGCAGACGUGAGGGAAGGAGCCUGGGUGGGACUGCCCUUACUCGAGGCCAGGGCUGCUGGGGGGCGGGGAUCUAGAGUCUCAGUUUGUACAUUUUCCAUUUUGGAAGUUUGAGUUCCAAUUGUUGUAAAACAUAAUUUGUCCCCAGUUUUUAUAUAUAUAUAUUUUUAGAGUUGAGUUUUUAUUUAUUAUUAAAAACAAAAAAGCCCAGCCCUGCCGAGGCCCGGUGUCCCCUGGGGGAGCAGCCUUCGCGGUCCCUAAGGCGCGGACUUGAGAGGCGACUUGGUGUGAAUAAAGUACACGUGGACACUU
This is a messenger RNA of Lemur catta (Ring-tailed lemur), 4921 nucleotides long. It is a transcript of the gene ARHGAP39, whose product is annotated as Rho GTPase activating protein 39. Gene Ontology annotation, cellular component: cytoskeleton; cytoplasm. The coding region runs from base 143 to 3526 and encodes 1127 amino acids. Gene Ontology annotation, molecular function: protein binding; GTPase activator activity. The record is from RefSeq and is a predicted model, not a curated record. Gene Ontology annotation, biological process: signal transduction. Lineage: Eukaryota; Metazoa; Chordata; Mammalia; Primates; Lemuridae. The transcript is spliced from 12 exons.